AUCACUCUUCUCCUGUAGCAAAACAAAAUUCUCACUUCCCAGUUUGGUAUCCGAAGUCCCUUUUUCUCUCUCUAAACCUCUUCCUCUGAACCUUUUCUCUUUUGGCUUCUCUGCAACUUACUUUGUUGAGCUUUCCUUUACGGAGAGCAAAGACUUUCUACAUUUUUAGAGCUCAGUCUUUCUGUACAAAUCUUUUGACAUCCUUUUUUUUUUUUAAUUUAUGUUUCAUUUUUUGGGUUCUUUUCGGUUCCCAUUUGAUGAGUGAUUGAUCUCAUUCUAGAGGCGACUAAAGAUCCGUUUUUUGGCAACAAUGAAGUCCUCAACUCGGCUGGACUCAGCUGUUUUUCAGCUCACUCCAACUCGGACAAGGUGUGAUUUGGUUAUCUCUGCAAAUGGAAAGACGGAGAAAAUAGCUUCCGGUUUGGUUAAUCCAUUUCUUGCCCACUUGAAGACUGCGCAAGAUCAAAUGGCCAAGGGGGGUUACUCAAUUAUUCUUGAGCCAGAGCCUGGAAAUGAAGCAACAUGGUUCACAAGAGGAACAGUUGAAAGGUUUGUUCGUUUUGUGAGCACUCCUGAGGUCUUGGAACGUGUUUAUACCUUGGAAUCUGAGAUCUUGCAGAUCGAAGAGGCGAUUGCAAUUCAAAGUAGCAAUGAAAUAGGGUUGACCAUGGUAGAAGAUCAUAAAGCAAAACCUGUGGAAUGCAUUGAAGGUAGCAGGCCUCUGCUGAAUUGUAAUGAGGAGAAAGCGAUAGUCCUUUAUAAGCCUGGUGCACACCCAGCUGAAGCAAAUGGAUCAACAACACAGGAGGGAAAUUCAAAAGUUCAGCUUAUGAAAGUUCUAGAGACACGCAAAACUGUGCUGCAGAAAGAGCAAGGCAUGGCCUUUGCCCGUGCCGUAGCUGCUGGUUUUGAUGUUGACAACUUGGCACCAUUGAUGUCAUUUGCUGAGAGUUUUGGAGCCGCACGCCUAAUGGAUGCAUGUGUGAGAUUUUUGGGCUUGUGGAAAAGAAAGCAUGAAACCGGCCAAUGGGUUGAAAUUGAAGCGGGUGAGGCAAUAUCUAGCCGAUCAGACUUCUCUGCCAUGAAUGCAUCUGGCAUUGUUCUUUCUAGUGCAAUCAACAAGCAGUGGCCUGAGACCCCAGAUAGUAAUCGGAAAGCAGGUGUUGACUCCAGUAAAGAUGAAAAGCCUCCCAUGGAUCAACAACCAUCUCCAAGCCAGCAAGAAUAUUUUCAAGGCCAGUUUCCACAUCCAAUGUUCCCUCCUUGGCCUAUUCAUUCUCCACCUGGUGCAUUGCCUGUGUUUCAGGGAUAUCCUAUGCAAGGCAUUCCUUACUAUCAGAAUCAUCCCGGAAGCGGCCCGUUUUUCCAGCCACUGCAUCCAUCAGGGGAAGAUGCUAGACUUAAUGCAGGUCAAAGAAAGGGACAAAGAAGGCAUUCGAUGGAUAGUUGGGAUGGAAAUAAUGACACUGAAACUGGGGAGGUGGAUACAGAAUCGGGAAGAAAGUCUAGUCGAUCAAAUAAAAAGCAAUCCGGCAAAGUUGUUAUUCGGAACAUUAACUAUAUCACUUCAAAGAGGCAGGAAUCAUCUGAUAGUGAAUCACAAUCAGCUUCUGGUUCUGAAACUGAUGAGGAAGAGGGAGAUUUAUCUGUGACUACUUCAAGUGGCAAGCACAAGAACUCUCUGAGAUCCUCAAAAAGUAAAGGAAUCCAUACCAAAUCUGUAGAUAAGUUAGAUUCAUCGGACAUGGAAGGAACAAUUCAUGGGAAUGAGACAGAUGGUGGACACUGGCAAGCAUUUCAAAGUUAUUUGCUAAAGGGUGCAGACGAAGCUGAACAUGUUGUGGAUAAAGGUAUGUUUGCAAUGGAAAAGGAUGUUCGAGUCAGAAGACGACAAAAUACAGCAGGUUGUGAUCCUUUAGUUUUUGAUGAACGAGAUGUAGGUGACAAUCAAGAAGGGAAUAUGAUAGAUAUGCAGGGAAUUAGUGGAAACUUGACCCACAUGACUAAGGCCUCAAAUGAUGAAUCACUGAUAUCAAGAAGAAUGGGUCAAUCUAGUGAUGGUGGAAGCUUCAUGGAUGGUCAAAUCGAUAUACAAUCUGCAGAGGUAAAUGCAAGGAAAGGUAGAUAUAGGAGGUCAACAAAUGAUGACUUUAUAAUGCACAGACAAGAAAACCAGUCUGGUUAUAUGACCUCACCUACAGAUCCAUUGGCUGUAAAUGGAUUUGUGCAUCCAAACAAAGAUUUGGACGGUAGUUCAUCACAUAAUAUGGAUGAUGAUUCAUAUGUGGUUUCAUUGAGGUCAGUCUCAGUAGAUCAAGUUGGAACUGUUGGAAGAUGUGCAAUUGACGUGGACUCUGAGUUCCCAUCAUCUCAAGUGGAAAACUUAUCUAACAGGGUUGGGAGCCAAGUCAAAUAUGAGCCUGAUGAUUUAAGUUUGUUGCCUGAGCGUGGGACAGAAAUGGGGACAGUUGGUUACGACCCUGCUUUAGAUUAUGAUAUGCAAGUUCGUGCUAAAAAUGGUGUCAGGAAAGGCACUAAAAAGGUAGACAAGGACAGGAAAUCAAAACUUAUUCCGGAUAAUUCAGAUAAGAAGAAGAUGGUGGGACCAAUAAAGAAAGGGAAACCUUCAAAGUUGAGUCAUUUGGAUGAAGCAAAGGCACGUGCUGAGAGGCUAAGAACCUUUAAAGCUGAUCUCCAGAAAAUGAAGAAAGAGAAGGAAGAGGAGGAGAGAAAACGUCUAGAAGCUUUGAAGUUAGAGAGGCAAAAGAGAAUUGCUGCUAGAGGCAGCUCCAUUCCUGCUCAGCCAUCUUCACACCAAACCAGAAAACAAUUGCCAGCAAAACUUUCCCCAAGCUCUUACAAAGGAUCAAAGUUUAGUGAUUCGGAGCCUGGAUCAGUAUCACCUUUACAAAGGUUCCCAGUCAGAACUGUUUCUACAGGAUCUAGUGAUUCUCUUAAAGGUUCUAAAUCCAACAAAUUAAGUACUAGCGGUAACUCAGCCAGAAAUAGGUUAAGCCGGUCAGUAUCAUCAUUGCCUGAACCAAAGAAAGAGAAUGGAAGUGUAAUACCUGCUGCAAAGGCAUCCAUGGCCCGGAUUAGAAGAUUAUCGGAACCUAAAAUUAGUAGCAGCUAUCAUACUUCUUCAGUUAAGCCACAAAACACUGAACCAGUAUCAAAGCCAAAAGUGUCAAAUGGACCUGCAAGCAAGAAAAUAUCUGCAAUCAUGAACCAUGAUAAAAGCAAGACUGCAUCUCUCCCAGAACUGAAGAUUAAAACCACUAAAGGACCUGAAGUUCCUGAAGGCAAUUCAGGCGUUAAAAAAAUGCCCCAGAAGGUGAACGCAAGCAAGUCCAGCACAGCUUCUGGAGGUGCUGAGCUGAAAAGGAAUAGUGAUGUAAUAUCACAUCAUGGUGAUGGUGAUGACAAUCAAAUAAUUGAAAAGACUGUUGUUAUACUAGAACGUGAAAAGCCAUCCAUUCCUGCUGUACAAUCUUCAGAAGAAAAUAUGGGGUCAGAAAAGGGGCACUCUAGUAACUAUAUAUUAGGAGAGAAAGCUGAGACUUUGUCAAACUAUGCAGCUGUUCGAGCACCAGUUUCACCAUUUACCAUGGAUGGGGUUGACAGAGAACCUAGUGAACACCAAUUAGAAGUGCUACCCAGUGCAAUUAGGGCCACAACUGAAAAUGCUGGUAAUGUCAAGAAGGAAUUGCCAAAGCAUUCAAGUAUUACCCUUGCUGAAAAACCAUACCAAGCUCCUUUUGCUCGGGUCUCUUCUCUGGAAGAUCCAUGUACUGGGAAUUCAGAGUAUGGUAAAGCACCUCCAACAAGCUUACCGACGACAACAUAUGCAGAGGCUCUCAAAGUUCAUGUAUCUGAUCCUAAAGGCUUGAAAUUAGAAAAGAUCCCUGAAGCAUUAGAUAAGCCUCAGGUGAAGGAAUCAUCGAAAGGGUUUAGAAGGCUGCUGAAGUUUGGAAAAAAGAGUCAUACUGCCAGCGAACGCAAUGUUGAAUUGGAUAAUGGCAGUGUGAAUGGUUCUGAGCCAGAUGAUUGUGGUGUGAACAUUGCUUCCUCUAGCGAAGUUCAUACAUUGAAGAAUCUGAUCUCUCAAGAUGAGACCCCUACUGCUAGUACUACUCAAAAGGCUUCCCGCCAUUUCUCCUUGUUAUCACCCUUCCGAAGCAAGACCAGUGAAAAGAAGCCGAGUACUUGACAAUGUGAAUACUGUUAAAUUUGAAGCUGAGGAAGCCAAAAGUUUGACUUGUUUUUACACCAUUUGGGUUUGUGAAUUGUUACAGAUUUUGUGGUUAUUUAUUUAUUUAUUUUUUUAUUGCCCUAACGAGAAAAGGAAAUUGAUUUUUAUCAUUUUUCUGAACAAUUUGUUUCUGUACAUUCCUGGUUAAUUCAAAGUAGUUGUGGUGAAUUAUUUUUGUAAA
Hevea brasiliensis (rubber tree) is the source of this 4433-nucleotide messenger RNA. Its product is annotated as COP1-interacting protein 7. NCBI's taxonomy places the organism in Eukaryota, Viridiplantae, Streptophyta, Magnoliopsida, Malpighiales, Euphorbiaceae. The coding region runs from base 311 to 4210 and encodes 1299 amino acids. The record is from RefSeq and is a predicted model, not a curated record. The transcript is spliced from 13 exons.